Molecule: messenger RNA, 4738 nt
Organism: Mugil cephalus (flathead mullet)
Lineage: Eukaryota; Metazoa; Chordata; Actinopteri; Mugiliformes; Mugilidae
Product: Translocating chain-associated membrane protein 1-like 1-like
Exons: 11
Coding region: 290-1408 (372 amino acids)
Biological process (GO): protein insertion into ER membrane; SRP-dependent cotranslational protein targeting to membrane, translocation
Cellular component (GO): endoplasmic reticulum membrane
Source: RefSeq, a predicted model, not a curated record
GGGCCCGUCAUCUGACUUUACCAGGCAGCGGCAGGCAGAGAAAGUGGGUGUUGUGUGGUGUUUGGCUGUGGUGCGGUGCGGUGCGCCUUCAUGACUGCAUUUAAACACACGAGCAGCGGUUCACUGUGCUCGGGGACUCUGGUGGAGGGAUCCGCGCUAGUAUCCAUCUGUGGAGACGCGCAGGGGAAGGGCUCCAGCUCCAAACCCCGAUACACUCAGAGACGGCAGCCCGGAGCCUGAGGAGGAGGAGGUGGAGGUGGAGAAGGAGGCAUAGUGCCGUCGGUGAGCCAUGGGUUUCCGCAAGAAGAACAAGAGCCCGCCGGUGCUGAGCCACGAGUUUGUGAUCCAGAACCACGCCGACAUGGUUUCGUGUUUGGCCAUGAUUGUCCUGCUCGGCCUGAUGUUUGAGGUCACAGCAAAGUUUGCCAUCAUGUUCAUCACGGUCCAGUACAACGUAACUCAAGUUCUUGAUGAGAAAAGCGAACCUGUGAACCACUACCAGUACGGGCCUAAAGAUGUGGCCACCGUGUUUUUCUACCUGCUCAUUGCGGUCAUCCUUCACGCCUUGAUACAAGAAUAUAUCCUCGACAAGAUGAAUAGGAGGUUGCACCUGUCAAAAACCAAACACAGCAAGUUCAAUGAGUCCGGACAGCUCGCGGCGUUCUACCUGUUCUCCUUCAUCUGGGGCUGCAGCAUCCUCACAGCGGAGGACUUUGCCACAAAUCCUACUUUCCUAUGGGAGGGUUACCCACACACACUCAUGGUAUUUCAGGUCAAGUUCUUCUACAUUUGCCAAAUUGCCUAUUGGCUCCAUGCCCUUCCCGAGCUGUACUUUCAAAAAGUACGGAAGGAAGACAUCCCCCGCCAGCUUUAUUACAUUUGCCUUUACGUUGUCCACAUCACGGGUGCCUAUGUCUUAAACCUCCACCGACUGGGCCUGGUGUUGCUGGUCCCUCACUACCUGGUGGAGCUUCUGUUCCACGCUUCACGCCUCUUCUACUUCAGUGACGAGAACAAGCAGAAAGGUUUCACUCUGUGGGCGCUCCUUUUUGUCAUCGCCCGCCUCCUCACCCUCACGCUCUCGGUUCUGACGUUCGGCUUCGGCCUGCCCCGUACAGACAACCAGGGCUUUUCCCUCGCAGAAGGCAACUUCAAUGUGCUCACCGUGAGGAUGACAUGUCUGGCAGCUAUCUGCCUGACACAGGCCUGGAUGAUGUGGAAGUUCAUCAAUUUCCAGUUGAAAAAGUGGAGGGAGCACAGCCAGAACCAAGCCUCGAAGAAGACAAAGGCCGUCAGCCCAAAGAGCAAGCCUCACAAGAGGGAACCCGCGAAGGGAGGUGCUGCCAACGGAGUGGUCAAGUCUGAGGAUAAAACGUCACCGCGGGCGAGGAAAGCCAAAGCUUCAUAGAGGUGGAGGAGAUGGGAGAGGAGAAUAAAAAAUGAGCGAGGGAGUUCUGACAAUGUGACAUUAUGUCUUUACACAACUUCAAAUUUUUGUCUACUGCUCUCCAAAACAAAUGUUUAAGCGCACUAAGAAACCUUACAUAACUGUCCCCCUUUUGGGGUUGAAACUCCUUUCUGAGAAAAAGUUCAGUGUUACUGUCGGUUAGAAGUGUUUAUUAUUCAUUUGGGUUCGCUGCAGAUGGGACGCUGGCAGGGCAGCGCCGGUUCUGAUGCUUUAACGGGGAUGGAUUUAGCUCUUCAAAGUGUCCUUUUGUGUAAAACUACGAUCACUUGUCGGGUACUUCAAACUGAGUUGCUCUUUAGUAAUUUGAAUCAGUUGACUUCACAGUACCUUAAAAAAAAAAAACAACAACAACUUUUUUUGACUUCAGGGCAACUUUUAAAGUGUCAGCGUACGGAUUAACUGUUGGGGUGUCAUUUUAAGUUUGAGCCUUAUUCAGUUGAUCGCGCGAAACAGGCCACGGGCUCACGUCCCAGAAUAAAGCCUUCCUUUCUCUGUGAGACAGCACUUGGAGAUUGUGCUGUUGUCAGGAUAAGAUCCUAAAUGAAUCCCUCCAGAGGUGUAUUUGUGCUAGCUAGGUGUUUGGCGUAGCUGCAGACGGAGAAGUGAAGAUUGUACUUAAAUCCUUGAUCAUUUACUGCCAUUGUUUGACAGCCUCUGCCAUUGAAAUCCAACACGUUACAGGAUUGAGGCACCUUUGAGUUUUUUUUUGUUUUUUUUUUUUUAUCACUAGCAUGGUGGUCAGCCUGUGCCAGGGGCUGUAGCGGGUUGGGAGACCGACCAGGAGGAAGCUGUACUGUAACCUGUGAUGCCGUACUGUAUGCAUAUGGUUAAACUUUAUAAUGGCAUGAUUGGAAAGUAUAGCGAGAAAUUGUGUUUGAGGCUGCACUCGAGUCUUCUAUACGGUGUUGUUAAUGCAUGACGGAUUAAGGCUAAAGACUAUAUGGCUAGUUCCUACCCGUGCUGUUGAGUUCGCAUCUCUCCCGCACGCACUACCGCAAAAACAAACACAAACACACGAGCAUUCAGUGGCCUUUUUUACAACUGCUGCAAGAGGUUUCAGUUAUUUAUUUUUCUCAUGAACUACAGAUUACUUUAUAGGCGUUGAAAAGCUAUAACCAGCAAACACUAGCGGUACAUAGCAACUGCAUUAACUUAAUCCAAACAAUACAAUCUUUCUUCAAGUGUCCUUAUAAUGUCGGUGGUUCCUGUCCGUCGCUCCGUUUGUGUUGUGUUCUGUUUGCCCUCUCUGUUUGAUUUCUUGGGCGUCAGGGGGACGAGAUAUUCACCACUUAACACCAUAAGUUACACGGCACGGUGCAACGGGUGGGGGUCUGGGGGGGGGGGGGGGGGGGGUUUGUGACGGACUGUGUUUGUAUGCCUGUGCACUUACUGGUGUGUACAAUAUCGUUUUGCCUACUGUGUAUGUUUGUGAAUUAGCUUGGCCCGAAUGACGGCGGUGAUGUUUUAUUGCUUGUCUCGUUAUUUUUUUUCUUCAUUUUUUUUUUUAAAAAAAGAAAGAAAGAGAUUAUUAUUGCCUGUGUGCAGAGCAUGAAAUGUGACAAUCUGUUCAUUGACUCCUGCCCGUUGGCUGUUCUUCACAGUCACAUCCAGCUCUUUAAUUCUCUUCGGUUGGGUCCCCCCCCCCCUCCUUCACUUCCCAACACGCUUCUGUGUGUGAAACACUUGAGUUGUGGAUAGGUGUGUGUGUGUUUUAUAUCAGUUACUAAACGCUUAUGUGUUCAGUGUCUCUGUCCCGUGUGAGGGAGACUCUCCGUUUGCCAAACGUGGCAUGUUCCGUCCUCCCUGCUCCACCUUUUCAGUGAUCAUGACAUUGCUGCGGAGCACAUGCAUCGGUCAUGCUCUUUCCUCCCGCGGACCGAGUCCCACUCUAGUCCCAAACCACUGUGCACGCAUGUGACGCUCCGCGCAGAGGAGGCCGCGCCGCCUGUCUGCAGACAGUUGGGAGUUCGGGGUCUUAGUCCGAAGUAUAGAGGAGAUGAAGAUUCAUUUAUUUUUUCUCUCUUUUUUUUUUUUCUUCUUCAGCGCUCCUUAUUGAGACUUCGGUGAUCUUAAAAGCCCCCCCAUGUCUGUUUAUGGCAGUGUCAUAGGAGGGAAGGAAGAGCAGAGGACGUAUGUACCAGCCUGUUAUUAAACUGUCUCACAUGUAAAAGAUUAAAAAAAAAAAAACACACACACAAAAAAAAACCUAACCCUACACUGUACUAAAAAUACGUGUCAGAUUUUUAAGCUAUUUUUAUAGAGGGAAAAUCGUUGAGGAUCACUGUUGUUGAGUAUACACGUGUGAAUAUUUGUUUUGCAUCCAUGUUCUGAAUUGUUUUUUAUAUGAGAAUGAAGCUUGCUGAACUGUCAGUGUGGGUAAACCUUGUGGUAUGAGUGUAAAACUUAACCUAGCCUAACAUAAUGGUUUAUUUAACUCCAUGGCCUUAUUAGAGCGACAUGAACACUACGCUGCAGAUGUACAAUGGCGGCUUUCACAACUGUAGUCAAACACACAAGUCGCAAUGACACCACACCAUUUUAAUUAUGACCAGAGGAGCAAGCGUUCGGCACCGUGCUUUCUUUGCCCCAGCCCGGCAAGCGACUGGCCCCGCUUGUGAAGCUGACAAAAGUUUGCGGGGCGAAAACAUCUGUAGGCUUUUCUUGCUCGUCAGGUGUCACACUGUGCAACAAUUGGGCUCUGAAACGCGAGCUGCUCACACCGCUGUUCACAGCCCCCCCUCGCUUCGAGACACAAUAGCCUGUAUAAUCCCACAGGAAUGCACUUUUUUUGUAUGCGUUAUGCACCGUAACACUGCUCACUUUGGGCUGUUUUCUGCAUUGAUUCUAGUCAAUGGACUACAAAUUGGAGUUGCUCGAUUUUUGAAAACGAUGUGCAUUUAGUCAUUGUUUCAGGGGGGUGGGGUGGGAAAAAGAGAGACUGCAAUGAAUUAACUGUGUGAGCAACCUCUAGGUGGCAACAGUUAUAAAUGCAUUUCAGAUUACCUAAAAAAAAGAAAUAAAAGAAAAUAGACCUGCAUAGAAGAAACACCCAAUGUUUAUUGUAUUCUAUUAAUUCAUUCUGCAUCGUCCUGGUUUGUUCUUAUUUUGCUGCUUGUUUAUAGAUGUUGCGAUAUAUUUUCCUUUGUUAUCUCUGAACGCCUAUAUUGGUAUAUAUUUAUGCAAAUUCUUGUGAGUUCUGAUUCUUUUCUGAACACUACUUUUUUUUUUAAUUUCAUGUUUUGAAUAAAGCUUUUUGUUCAUUACACAAAA